Messenger RNA from Haliaeetus leucocephalus (bald eagle), 2637 nucleotides. It is a transcript of the gene TLR5, whose product is annotated as toll-like receptor 5. Gene Ontology annotation, cellular component: membrane. The transcript is spliced from 2 exons. Lineage: Eukaryota; Metazoa; Chordata; Aves; Accipitriformes; Accipitridae. The record is from RefSeq and is a predicted model, not a curated record. Bases 55 to 2637 code for a protein of 860 amino acids. Gene Ontology annotation, biological process: inflammatory response; toll-like receptor signaling pathway; immune response. Gene Ontology annotation, molecular function: protein binding; transmembrane signaling receptor activity.
ACAGCUGUGCUGAGAUGGACAGGCACUACUGCAACAUCCACUCUCAAGUUCGUGAUGUUACAUCAACAGCUAGUACUCGCCUUUGGAAUAUCACUAGCUAGUGAUAUAUGUGCAUUUAGAAGCUGUUAUUCAGAAGCCCAAGUAUCCCUAUAUUAUUCCUGCAACCUCACAGAUAUUCCACUUGUGCCAAAGGAUACAGUGAAGCUUUUGCUAACUUUCAACUACAUCAGACAAGUGACUGCAACUUCAUUUCCACUGCUGAAACGCUUAUUGCUGUUGGAAAUCGGAAUGCAGUAUGUCUAUCCUGUUACCAUAGGAAAAGGAGCUUUCAGGAACCUGCCAAACCUUCGUGUCUUAGACCUGGGAUUCAAUAGGAUUCUUCAACUAGAUCUUGAUGCUUUUGUGGGCUUGCCAAGUCUGACUGUACUCCGUCUGUUUCACAACGACCUUGAAGAUUCCAUCCUGGAAGAACGUUACUUUCAAGAUUUGAGCUCGUUAGAAGAAUUGGAUCUUUCAGGGAACCAAAUCACAAAACUUCAGCCUCAUCCCUUAUUUUAUAAUCUAACAGUCUUGAAAACUGUGAACCUGAAGUUCAACAAAAUAUCCAACUUGUGUGAAAGCAAUCUUACCAGCUUCCGAGGAAAACACUUUUUAUUUUUUAGCCUCAGUUCUAAUAAUUUGUACAAGACAGAUGAAAUGGCCUGGGCCAAAUGCCCAAAUCCUUUCAGAAAUAUUACGUUUAACUUACUAGACCUUGGUGAAAAUGGCUGGAGCACAAAGAAAGUCCAAUAUUUCUGUACAGCCAUUAAAGGGACUCAAAUUGGUUCUUUAAUAUUUAGGUCUCAUACAAUGGGUUCAGGAUUUGGCUUUAAUAACUUAAGAAAUCCAGAUAAUGAUAUGUUUGCAGGACUAGCAAGAAGUGGUCUUCGUUUGCUUGAUAUUUCAAGUGGUCACAUUUUCUCUCUCAAUUCUUUAACCUUUCGAGGCCUUGGUGAUCUCGAAUUGCUGAACCUUUUCAAAAACAAGAUAAAUCAAAUCCAAAGGCAAGCAUUUUUUGGCUUGGGAAACCUAAAAACUCUCAAUCUUUCAAGUAAUCUUUUAGGUGAGUUGUACGAUUAUACUUUUGAGGGUCUACAUAGUGUAAUGUAUAUUGAUUUACAGCAAAAUCAUAUUGGGAUGAUUGGUGGAAAAUCAUUCAGUAACUUAGUAAGUCUGAAAGUAAUUGAUCUCCGAGACAAUGCCAUUAAAAGACUCCCUUCCUUUCCACAUCUGACCUCUGCCUUUUUAGGUGACAAUAAGCUAAUGUCUGUAGUUGGCACAGCAAUAGCAGCAACACACCUUGAAUUAGAAAGAAAUUGGUUGGCAAACCUGGGUGACCUGUAUAUUCUUUUCCAAGCACCAGAUGUGCAGUAUAUCUUCUUAAAACAGAAUCGCUUCUCUUACUGUGUGAAAAGUGAUAAUGUUAUAGAAAACAGUCAGUUAAUCUAUAUGGAUCUAGGCGAAAAUAUGUUACAGCUUGUCUGGGAGAGAGAUUUAUGUUUGGAUGUGUUCAGGGCACUGUCCAAACUUCAGGUUCUACAUCUGAAUAACAACUACCUUAGUGCUCUUCCACAGGAGAUUUUUAGAGGUCUAACAUCUCUAAAAAGACUUAAUCUAGCUUCCAACCUAUUGUCUCAUCUUUCUCCUGGCCUUUUUCCACAAAGCCUAACAAACCUAAACUUGUCUGGAAACCAGCUUUUUUCACCUGAGCCUGAAGUCUUUAUGACUUUGAGUAUUCUGGAUAUAACACAUAAUAAGUAUGUUUGUGAUUGUACUUUAAAGAGCCUACUAGCGUGGCUAAAUGAAACCAAUGUCACUGUAGCUGGCUCACAAUCUGACAGGUACUGUGUAUACCCACCUGCAUUUGAAGGGGUACCACUGUCAUCUCUGACAUAUGAUGGCUGCAUUGAAGAUGAACUCCAGCAGACACUCAGGUUCUCAGUAUUCAUCUUCACCUCCGUCACUCUUCUAAUAUUUCUGAUGGCAGUCAUCAUUUUUACUCGCUGUCGGGGGAUUUGUUUUGUCUGGUAUAAAACGAUCACAAAAAAAAUGAUAGACAGCCAUCCACAAGUGGCAGAUAAAAGCAAAUACAAAUAUGACGCGUAUUUGUGCUACUGCAAAAAUGACUUUGAAUGGGUCCAGAAUUCUUUGCUAAAGCACCUGGAUUCACAGUAUUUUGAUAAAAACAGAUUUACCUUGUGCUUUGAGGAAAGAGAUUUCUUGCCUGGGGAAGAACAUAUCAACAAUAUUCGUGAUGCCAUUUGGAACAGCAGGAAAACAAUCUGCAUUGUGACCAGGCAGUUUCUCAAAGAUGGGUGGUGUGUGGAAGCCUUUAAUUUUGCCCAGAGCAGGUACUUCUGUGAUCUGAAAGAUGUCCUAAUUAUGGUAGUGGUUGGGUCACUUUCUCAAUAUCAACUGAGGAAAUACAAACCAAUUCGAAACUUUUUACAAAGGAGUCGAUAUUUGCAGUGGCCUGAAGAUUAUCAAGAUGUAGACUGGUUUUUACAUAAUCUUUCUUGCCAAAUUCUGAAAGAAAAAAAAGUGCGAAGGAAAGCCAGUGGUAUAGAGCUGCAGACUGUAGCAACACUCUCGCACUGA